AUGAUCUCCUUGGCUGAGGUUGGUGUUGCAAAGCUCACAGGUCAAACCAAAUGGGUCACAGUUGAGGUUGUUGAGUUAUCUGGCAGCUGGAACUCAUCGAACUUCAACAAAUGCCAGAGGAGCUGGUUGUUCGAGAGUCAAACUACCUUACAUUCGAACCCAUCAGCCCUUGCUGAGUAUGUCAAAGAUCUGGUUAAGGUCGACAGGCUUGAUGAGAGUGAGCUGGUUAAGACUUUGCAAAGAGAUGAUGUGGACGCUGAUCUGGCGAACCUCAUCAACAUUGCCGCCAAGGACAAAAUCACAAUGGGCAGAAUCGGCCGCCGUUUAACCGCCUUCCACACCAUCGUCCCGUGUGGCAUGGCCCUCUGA
Striga asiatica is the source of this 369-nucleotide messenger RNA. The record is from the annotation of a GenBank genome assembly. NCBI's taxonomy places the organism in Eukaryota, Viridiplantae, Streptophyta, Magnoliopsida, Lamiales, Orobanchaceae.